AAAAUGCGUCUAGGAUCAACUGUGCCAAAUUUCAAGUGUGACUCGACAAAGGGUCCCAUUCAAUUCUAUGAUUGGCAAGGAUCAUCUUGGGUGGUAUUAUUCUCCCAUCCCGCUGAUUUUACACCCGUCUGUACCACCGAAUUGGGUCGCAUUGCCGUCCAUGCCCCCGAAUUUGCCAAACGCAAUACCAAGCUGUUGGCCCACUCUGUCGAUCAGCUGAAAUCUCAUGUCGAUUGGGUCAAUGAUAUUAAAUCCUAUUGUUUGGAUAUUCCCGGUGAAUUUCCCUAUCCUAUUUUAGCUGAUCCCACCCGUGAGCUGGCUGUACAAUUCGGUAUGUUGGAUGAGGAGCAACGUCAAGAUCCUGAAGUGGGUAAAACCAUUCGUGCCUUGUUUAUUAUUAGCCCCGAUCAUAAGGUGCGCUUGUCCAUGUUCUAUCCCAUGUCAACGGGACGUAAUGUAGAUGAAAUUCUCCGCUGCAUUGAUUCUUUGCAAUUGACCGAUCGUCUCAAGGUUGUGGCCACUCCUGCCAAUUGGACUCCCGGCACCAAGGUCAUGAUCUUGCCCUCCGUCACCGAUGAGGAGGCCCAAAAACUUUUCCCAAAAGGAUUUGACAAGGUUUCCAUGCCUUCUGGCGUUAAUUAUGUCAGAACAACUGAAAAUUAUUAA
This is a messenger RNA of Musca vetustissima, 666 nucleotides long. RefSeq names its product peroxiredoxin-6-like. The record is from RefSeq and is a predicted model, not a curated record. Gene Ontology annotation, molecular function: peroxiredoxin activity. Gene Ontology annotation, cellular component: cytosol; mitochondrion. NCBI's taxonomy places the organism in Eukaryota, Metazoa, Arthropoda, Insecta, Diptera, Muscidae. The coding region runs from base 4 to 666 and encodes 220 amino acids. Gene Ontology annotation, biological process: cellular oxidant detoxification; cell redox homeostasis. The transcript has 4 exons.